CCCUGAACAUUCGCUCCACAGCUUGUGUCUCCCUGUUUGAAAGCGGCUCAGUAAUCCUGGAUCAGAGAGCACAAAGGGCCCCAGAGUGCUGGUGAUGUAAGCACUGUGUCCAGUGCCUACCCCACUGCUCUCUCCUCUCCCAAAUGCUGUUUUGGGUGGUGAGGUGGGACAGGGAGGACCAUCCGUAUCGUGUCUGAGCCUGAAGACUACAGACUGACGUACAAGCAGUGACACUGGCAAGGUAAUGGCAGCCUGUGCUGUGUCUCAGGGGCCUGCUGCUGCUGCUGCUGCUGCUGAUGACCUGGAUCACAGUGGGAAGGGAAAAAAUGUUGACCAGCUUGCUGUAGAGGAAUGUGGCUAAGCUGUGGUGAGUGUUGGGUCGGCUCAGUGUGAUCAGGCAAAUAGACUGAAGGACCUUUGCUACCUGUUACCACAUUUACUGUGCUUUAUUCGUGGAAGGCCACCUUGUUUCAGUCUGUCAGGUCAGGCAUCUGUGGACUUGAUGCAGGACUCCAGUCAAACGAUGUGGGGUCUGAACGCCCGCUUGAAGGGCUUCCUGGAGCAGGUGAACAGGCUGCAGGAGGCCAACCGGCAGCUGGAGGCUCAGAUAGCCGACUGGGGCAUCAGGAAUGCCUCACGUUCCCAGGACUGGUCCCAGCAGGAGCAGACUGUGAAGGAGCUCCGUGCCCAGGUUGGUAAACUGCUGAUGGAGAACGCCCAGCUGGCAUUACAGUCUGACAGCAUGAAGUCCAAAGCUGCUGCUGUCCAGGCCAGGUGUGAAACAGAGGAGCGCAACACCCGGCAUCUGGAGCAACAGGUGGCUCUGCUCAGGGAGUCAAAGACGAAGGCAGAUCAGAGCAGUAUGACGCUGCAGGCAGACUUUCACCGUUCCAUGACAGAGCUGCAGAAGAUGCACCAGGAGUAUGAGGCAGCCCAGGCUCUGCAGCUGCAGCGGGCCGGCUCCUGUGAUGCCCUGUUAGCAACAACCACAGCAUCAGCAGCAGCAGGAGGGGUGGAGGAGGAUGGCACAGGGAUGGAGCUCACCCAGCUCCUCGACCGAAUCAGAGCGCAGUGCGACCAUAACAGACUUCCCGGCCCUGGUGAGAGACACCAUGGCCUGGGCGCAGUUUCAAAUCCACCUCCCGGCUUGGUCGGGCCUAGCCGCUCUGGAGCCGGAGCAGCAGCAGCAGCAUCAUCCAGAACACACAGAGGAGCUCUCAGUGAGGAGGAGGCAGCGUGGGCUCAGGUGAGCCUCGGCGGCGCUGCCCUGAGGGAGGCGCGGGCCGAGCUAGCUGAGGCCAGGAAGCAGUGGCACUCCCUGCAGGUGGAGAUUGAGACUCUGCAUGCCUUGGAGAAAGGCCUGGAGAGCUCCUUGCAGCACACCCAGCGAAUGUACUCCAGCCAGCUGCAGGACCUUUCCCAGGUGAUCGUCGGGCUGGAGAGUGAACUGGAGCAGGUGAGGGAUGGUCUGGCCACCCAGCGUCAGCGCCACAGCCAGCUCCUCAACACCAAGAUGAGACUGGAGCGAGAGAUCGCCACGUACCGACGUCUGCUGGAGCGGGAGGAGGGCAGGUACAUGGGUCGUGAAGGGCAGCCGAUGAGUCUGCGACCCUGGAGGUCUUCUGUGGUGGAGCUGAAGGAGAACGGGCUGGAGAACGGUUUCAGUGACCCUGCUGUUAGUCCGGAUGAACCCAAGUCUGAGCCUCUGCCUGAAAUACCGUCACUCCUCCCAGCAGAGAAUGGGAUAAAGAAAAGCAUACUGCAUAGACAGCAAAGCCUUGUGAUACUCACAGAGCCAGAACAAGAUAAAGACUUGCCAAUCUCCACCGUGAAGACUCAGGAGAUUCUUCAGGGCAAUGUUGUGCGGGAGAGUGCAGAGGGUCACGGCACCAUCGAGACGGAGAAGAUUGACAAGGUGAUAAAGCAGUGGGAGGGCUCUUUCUUCAGAGGGAAUCCCAAGCUGCGGAAGAAGUCGGUGUCGCUGCGCUUCGACCUGCACAUGGCUGCGGCAGACGAGGGGUGCGCCCAGACUAAACAGGACAGCCUCCCUGACGUGGAGGUGCGUCUCAUCAUGAAGAGAUCCCGCAGCAUCCCAACUAUCACACAGUAACUCUGUCACCAGUUGAUCAGAGUCACCACUGGUUUGCAGCUGUUUGUGGUAAUACAGGUGACGCUGAAGUUACAGAAAUAGCAUCUGUGUCGUUCACAUCUGGGAUAUUACCAUCCAUUGCCAUCAUGCUUAGUAUGAAUUUCAAAUUACAACCUUCACUGAACUUUGGAUCACCACUGAUGACUGAAACAAAGAUUCCUCUCAACAGAUCUUGAGCUUGGCAGGAUAGGCAUUACCCAUCAGGCUUUUAUUUUUAUGCUGAUCUAAUGGGGCCAUUUUUAUAGCAUCAGAAAGCCACUUCCGAUAUAUCAGACCUACAUUUAUUACAUUACAGAUAAUAACAAUUUAAUAUGCAAACAUAUUUCUCCAUCAUCAUUCUAGAUGAGGAAAAAGUGUCUCUCAACACUGGUAUUAUUUCAGUGUGAGGUCACUGAACAAAAGAGAUUAUAUCGACCAUAUGACUCUGCCUAACUACAGCAUUUCAUUUUAAUUAACUCUCUACAGGAGGCUGCGUGCACAGAUAGAUGGAGAUAAAUGGAGGUGUAGAGUUACAGAUCACUAUGAGCUGCUGUGAACUAUCUGGGGUGGAUUUUUUUAAAAUAGAUUUUCAGUAAGGGACUGUGCAGAAAUUAUUAGGGGGAGGAGGUCACAGAAAAUGAAGAGGCUCAGUGGGAGGGGUCUUAAGUAAUUAAAUGUUAUCUUUCUGGGGUGCACAUGAUUUGUCACCCAAUAUUACAGCUCACACAGCCACUUUAUUUUGUAUUUUAACAAAAAGGCAGAACUACAGUAAAAUAACUAAAUGUAAAUGUGCCAUAUGAAGUGACAACAACAGCUCUUUGUUCACAAAUAAAGAAGGGUCAGAUUAUCUGGUAAAACAGUUGGUAAAAUACCGAAAAUUUGGUAAAGAAUUUUCUUAUGUUUGCUAUAAUUUUAUCUAAUUCCACUCCACUACUGAGAAGUUUGAAGGUUAUAUUCCAUUGUAGAGUAACUUUACACUAAAUUCACUUUUUUGUUUAAGUAAAUUACAUGUACGUCACUUUAUUACACCAUUGAUCCUGGUCCCAUUUUAUAAUGUUCAUUACAACAGAAGUUAUUUUCCUAUGACCUAACCAGGGACCCACUGCCCCAAAACUACCAGGCAAUGUUCAACGUUCACCUCCCACCCCCAGCACCCUGACAUAUACACACUUCAGUCAGCUGUCAGCAGUGUGAACAGUGUGGAGUAUGGAGCUGAGAUUAGCAGUAAUAGGAAUAUCACAGUAGUAGAAAUACAUCUUCUGCUACUAAGCUAGCAGUUGGAACUGGAGUACACAAUUUUAAAUUAUUAGUGCACUCUUUGUUAUUAAUGGAAGUGUUCAGCCGUGUUACAUUACGAUGACAUAUUGUGGAGAGGGUGUUCAUUUUUUUCUUUUUAUCAAGGGUCCAAUGAAAAUAUUAAUUGAGAGUGAAACAUAGUCUCGAGCCCCCCUCCUCACCUAAAUAAUUUUCCUACGAUCCCUAAAUGCUUGCACUGCAGACACUUACAGCACUUAGAAGAACAUCAGCACUGGGGGAUAUCCAGAAUGUGUAUACUUUGAGGGUCUUUGUCAUUGCCUUUCAUUCUCUCUCAUGUGGAGAAAAAAAUAUCUUGCAACUCAAACUAAUAAUGUAGCUACAUUUUAUGACGCAUUAUCCCUAAAUAACUCACUGUGAUCUUAACAGCAGUGAGUCAACGUGUGUCUCAGAGAAUUUAGAUUCCCUGUCUUAACCAGAGGAGGGCAGUAUUUGUAAAUAGUUAACACUGCAGUGUAUCUUCAAUGCUCGACUCGGGUUGUGUAACACAUGCUAUCUGUUACACCUUAGAAUAAGAGUUUUUACGCUUAAGUUUUGAGUUGGCACCAAAGACAUGAAAAAUAAGAAAUGGACCAUGGUGCAUUGCAUUUGGGUGCCUCAGAAUAUGUUGAGAAUAUUUAAAAAAUAUUAUCUAUGCAGUUCUAUGCUUGAUUUUGCUUUGCUUCGUGAAGCACACUCUUCAUUUUGGGAGCUCUGAAACUUCAAAAUGAAGCAUUAUGCUUUUAUCUUACAAUGUAUCAUUUAAAAUAAAAAAGAAAUAUGUGCACACUGUCUGUCGAAUGUUCCAUCAUAAUGUCCAUGUGAC
Seriola dumerili (greater amberjack) is the source of this 4247-nucleotide messenger RNA. RefSeq names its product keratin 222 (gene krt222). Lineage: Eukaryota; Metazoa; Chordata; Actinopteri; Carangiformes; Carangidae. The record is from RefSeq and is a predicted model, not a curated record. The transcript is spliced from 10 exons. The coding region runs from base 503 to 2110 and encodes 535 amino acids.